CCUCAGAACAUUUCCCCCUCCCCUCUGGUUCCCUCUAGUCUCAGAUCUGUAUCAUUCCUGCCCAGUGUGAACAGACUGACUACAGCCAUCAAAGCAGCGAGCAUCAUUACUGCACAGCCUCCAAACAUGUGCCUGGUGCCGCUGCCACCCUCCCCUCCACCUGUUCCUGAAACCUCCCCAUGUAGUGCAAGCAGCCCAAGGCAGGCCAGCAGGUGCAGGGGCAGCCGGAACCAGGCCAGCACACUGGCUCGCUUCUCCUCUGGGAUCACCCGGCCCUGGAGAAAGCUGACAGCAGGAAAGUAGAGGCCGCUGGCCAGCUCCAGCAGCAGGAAGGCCAGAAAGGAUUCAUGAGGUCUUGGCUGACCUGGGGCAGUGGAGAAGGUCAGCAUGAAGAAGGAGAAGAAGGCCAUCAAAACAGCCAGGCAGAGAACAUGGCCAGGCUGUAGACGGUAGCGGGUGGAGGUGGCUAGGCGGUACAGCAGGGACCCGACCAUGCUGGCAGCCAUUAGGCAUGAGAACACUAUUCCCAAAGGAGGUCCAUGAGGGUCUAGUACUGGGGUCCAAAGAAAAACAAAUAUAUACAGGACACUUUCAAACAAAGCCUGCACUCCACCCAAAAGCAUGACCCUCUUGUCAGACAGCAGGCAGCGCAGUCCGUCCUGGCAGCUGCGAGAGAAGCGGGCCCUCGCAGACAAACGGGUCGCACCUCCACUCGCAGUGCCAAAGAGCAAGGUUUGUUUGUCACCUUCAGGACUUGCUUCUGCUUCUUCCUUGCCCCAAUCUGUUAACACCACCCAGCCACAACACACCAGGCAGGGAACAGCCAGGAGAAAGGGAGCCACAGGCCCCAGGUGUAGCCACUCGGCCAGCAUGUUAGCCACCAGCCCUGCUCCCACAGCAAGCCCAUGGUUCCAGGUAGCAGCUUUGUUGAAAGUGCUGGGGAUCCACUCCUUGGGGAAAUCAUGGACGUCUACAUGCCGAUGCACAUACCAGGCUUCAAAUGUUGUGGCAAGCAAGGAUGUUGACAGACCCCCUAGGAUCCGGCCCACAAUUAAAACAAAGUAGUCUCUGGACAGCUUGGUGAGAGAACAAGCGGAGUAGGACAGGCAGAAUAGGAGGCAUGCACGUCUACGGCCCAAAGCUUGAGGGAGCCAGCCUGAAAAAGGAGCAAACAGAACACAGGAGGCCAGUCCACAGACAUAUAAGAUGGCUAUUUGGGAUUCCAGGAAGCUGUAGUGGCGGUAGAGUUUGUAGAGGUAAGGACCCUGGAGCCAGUCCGACCAUAGAGCCAACAGGUAUGCUCGGAGGAAUAUACUCUGGAAGCGACGGAAAGCUGGGUUUGCUACAGCAGUUGGGGUCGACUGAGGUGGCGUGAGUCGGCGUGCUGUGAGCUCGAGGCCAACACACAGGACAAUCAGGAAAACGAUGGCAAAAUACGCUGUCACCAACAUGGUGUCAUAAAGUGCUGUACCACCUGGAGGUCAAACCUGAGAGCACGCAAGCCGCCCUCUCAAGGGUCGAUGCGAAAGGCCAACAGUUUGUCAGAGUGCAGAUUGUUGAGGGUGCGCAGGUCUGGCAGGCGCAGAAGGAGUUUGGGAAAGAGGGUGCUGUCAUCAGGGCGACGUCGGGUGAUCAGUGACCGCAGGGCUUGGAUCAGACCCUCCUGAAGCUGUUCCACUGCACGCAUGUCUGAGAUACCAGAGCGGUCUGAACAGGAUAGAGGAAGCCAAUAAACCAGCACCACUGCCAUAAAGAGAGCCAUCUCAUCAGGUUCCAGCCCCAGGGAGCUCAGCUUUUCACUGAACUCAAACAUUGCAUCCAGCAGGGAGCCCAUGCCCAAGGCACGCAGUGUGGUGAGGGGGUGGAGUCAGAGGGUCACAGGUCUGAAACUCCCAUCAACGCCCUGAGCUGCCGGCGGGACUCAGAGACGGAAUGGCAACAAACGAAGAGAACUUCGUCGUGAGCGCGCCUGACAUCCACUAUUUACGCAUCAAACUUCGGUGGGAACGUGCUCGCUGUUGAAACCCACGGAAUGGAUACACGACUCCUCUAGACGAAGAAGAAGCUCCGCUCAUCAGACGGCUUCGUCAGGAUCUUCACUCGUCCGUCUGCUUGAUCGACACCACAGCAGAAAAUUGGACUGGAUGACUCCUCUUAAGUGGAAUUGGACAUUUUCUCUGUGAACCAGAGGCCACAUCAUCACUCAUCAAUUCCCCACAUCCCCAGAGUUGUGUAAAGGACACGGAUUUCAUCUGUAGUGGGGAUUUCCAGGUGCUGCGUGAGCCGUUACUCUCACCCAGCGGCCGGCUGUGGACCCCUGGGUGUGCUCCCCUACCAUGGCUACCAACAGGGAACAGCAGGUGGGUCACAUGACCGGCUUCCCACCUGCUGUGUACCCCUUCGCCUUCAACUCCAUGAGAAGCCACUCCCCGUUCGACCUGCUGGCCAACAGCAGCCUGUUUGGGAGAUUUGGUGCUGACCUGCCCAAAGAAAUGGCCGCUCUCUCGGUGGAGACCCAGAGCACCAGCUCAGAGGAGAUGGUACCCAGUUCUCCGUCUCCACCUCCUCCACCUCGCAUCUACAAGCCCUGCUUUGUGUGCCAGGACAAGUCCUCGGGGUACCACUACGGGGUCAGCUCCUGUGAGGGCUGCAAGGGUUUUUUCCGUCGCAGUAUCCAGAAGAACAUGGUGUACACCUGCCACCGAGACAAGAACUGUCAGAUUAACAAGGUCACACGCAACCGCUGCCAGUACUGGCUGCAGAAGUGCUUCGAGGUCGGCAUGUCAAGGAAGGUGACGGUGCGCAACGACAGAAACAAAAGAAAGGAUGUGAAGGAGGAGGUGGUACUUCCGGAGAGCUAUGAACUGAGUGGAGAGCUAGAAGAGUUGGUCAUAAAGUCAGCAAAGCUCACCAAGAAAACCUUCCCAUCACUGUGCCAAUUGGGCAAAUACACCACAAACUCCAGCUCAGACCACCGUUGUCCAGCUGGAUCUGGGUUUAUGGGACAAGUCAGUGAGCUCUCAACCAAAUGCAUUAUCAAGAUUGUGGAAUUUGCGAAGCGACUGCCGGGUUUCACCACCCUCACCAUCGCUGACCAGAUCACUCUGCUGAAGGCGGCCUGCCUGGACAUACUGAUGUUGAGGAUCUGCACACGCUACACUCCAGAACAGGACACUAUGACCUUCUCAGACGGCCUGACUCUGAACCGGACUCAGAUGCACAAUGCCGGCUUCGGACCACUCACAGACCUGGUGUUUGCCUUCGCUGGCCAGCUUCUACCCCUGGAGAUGGACGACACAGAAACCGGACUCCUCAGCGCCAUCUGCCUCAUAUGUGGAGACCGCAUGGAUUUAGAGGAGCCCCAGAAAGUCGAUAAGCUGCAAGAACCUCUACUCGAGGCUCUGAAGAUCUACGCCCGCCGCCGUCGCCCCAACAAACCUCAUAUGUUCCCUCGCAUGCUGAUGAAGAUCACAGACCUCAGGGGAAUCAGCACUAAGGGUGCAGAGAGAGCCAUCACUCUGAAGAUGGAAAUCCCAGGCCCAAUGCCUCCUUUAAUCAGGGAGAUGCUUGAAAACCCAGAGGCAUUUGAGGACCAAACAGAGAGCAACGAUAGCCCGCCUCCUCCGCCACCGCCACCACCUCCUCCACCAACAACCCGUAAACAGGAAGCCGAGGAUGAGGAGGACAGCUGGGCCACAGAGAACGGUAGUGAACCGUCGCCAGAAGAGGAGGACGAAGACGACGACGAUGACGUUGGGGACAGAGAGCGGGACAGGGGAUCGGACAGUGACGGGGAGCCCUGGGGGGUUCUGGAUGCUAUAGAUGGGUCGAGGAAAGGCCUUGUUGGAGGGCGCAGUGAACAUAUCAUUUCAUGCACACACAGAUUCAAAACACACAUACACACACACAAACACAAACACACAUAUACACUCACAGAACAAAGAAACAUGCAACAACCUCACGCAAUCUCCCACCUCAAAAUGCUGGCCUCUUCUCCCUCUCUCUCCUUACUGCACAUCAUUGUGUCCUCCGCACCGGAGCACAGCAGAGCCUUACGUGUACAGACACUUUUUAACUCAGGCCACAUGGUCUAUGACAAGUGAACUACAGACAAAUAAAGAACAGGAGAGAUGGCAGGAAAACCUUUGAACUCGUGGCGUAGCAAGAGGGCAGUAAACGUGACAAAAGAACAUAAACCUCUUUGAGAAAGCUAAAUGUCUCUCUUCUUUUAUUUUUUUCCACAAUUGUUGAAAUAUCUAAAUAGGGGAGCGGCCAAACCAGACACCAGAACUGAGCAGUUCUUUUUGUGAUGGAUUUUUACAACAAGCACAUUUCUCAAAAGAAAACAAGAGUACAGGGCAAAACCAAAUCGAGUAUGCUUAUCUUUUGCCUUUGUGGUUAUUGCUUUUGAAUUUGUAGUUUUUACUUUUUUUUUCAAUUUAUGUAUAAGUCCAUACAUAUCUGUAUACCAUUAUAUUUUUGUCUUUAAUUGUUAUUCUUGUUUUAUAUAUGAAUCCUCUAGAAUGUUUUUUUCUUUGAAGAGCUUUCCUGAGAAGAUAUUCAGAGGAAAGAAGACUAAUAAUCAGAACUGGCUGGGUCUUCCUUAGCAGCUACAUAUGCUUAGCUGGGGGCUUUUUCUGUAUUUUGGGCACUUUGGCUCAUUGUGGAUGUCAAUGAUAAUCAACCCAGAGGAUUAGUGUUCCGUUGCAGCGACUUAAUCAGUUUGUGUUAUCAGGGAAUAGGCAUCAUUCUAGUUUGAAGCCAGUUAAAGCUGUCUAUGCGAAUAGUUACGUAUCUUUGUGCCAAAGUUAGAAGAACUCGUUGUUUUGAGUUUGGACUACUGGCAGGGACUCCAGCCACAAUCCAGCAAUCAUCAAACACACACACACACACACACACACACACACACACACACACACACACACGCACACUUGCAUUUACUCACACUUGAUCUUAUCCUUUUUUCUCAGUUGUAACAGAGGUGCCAACCUGGAGCUAGUGCUUGAACAGAGAUUUACAAUUUACACCGUAUAUGUAGCACUUUUGUGAUCCUCUGUUCCGUUAAAUCUCUGUUGUUAUAUCCAAAACCGACGGAGAAAUGGUUACACAGAAAACAAUCAAUCCUCAAGCACUCCCUGAUGAUGUCAGUAGGCAAACACACACACGCACAGAUUCAGCACAGACACAAACAUCCACACAAAGUAGCAAACAUUAUGCAGCAACACAACGAUUGAAGACAUAUGCAAAUCAAGGCAGGAACCCUUAUGGAAGACAUUUUUGGAAUCAGACUCAGGGCUUUUCAGUGAGGACCAAACCCUAACGCUGCUCUCAGGCGCGCUAGGAACAGGCAAUAUUUAUGUGUAUUUUUUAACUCCAUUUUUGAUUAGCUCACCCCUCUCCCUCUGCAUGUACAUAGAAGGAAACAAGUCUGAAAAAACAAGCAUGGAUACCAGUUUGACUCUCCCAAGGAGAGGUGAAAAACAAUCAUCUUCAUCAUCAUCAUCAUCAUCAUCAUCACCAUCACUGCCCUGCCUGUUCUGGCGCUGGCAUCCAUGCAGCAAACUGCCUUCUCAUCCCAAAAAGCCAUUAUAUCAUCCUGUCUUCUUGUGUACAUCCCCCCACCUCUCUCUGUAAAGGAGCUGUGGAGGAUUUUGUUCUCAUGUAUCAUUUCUUUAUUGCCAAAAUGUCUCUGUAGGCGAUCAGUGGGGGAGAGCACAGCUGAUAUACAGCACAGAGGGGUUUCUUUCUGUCUCUCUUUGAAGCAAUAUGAACAUUCUCUCUGUAGCAGCGAGAGCUCCUGUCUUCUGGAUAAGGGCAGCUCUCCUCAUUUUGAAUCAUGUGAGUGUGUGCGUGCAGGCUCGUAUGUGUGUGAGUGUGUGAGUGUGUGUGUGUGUGUGUGUGUGUGUGUGUGUGUGUGUGUGCGCGAAUGCUUUAACCUGUUCAGUCAUUGGGUGAAUGUCCUCGGCAUGGUGCUGUCACACACACAAAAAAAAAACUUGUGUGAUGACCUCAUCUUCUUUCUCUCUCUCUGCUGGGCUGUCAUGACGUUAAUGAUGGUAAUGCGGACGGAACAUUGAGAUUAUAUUGUUUUAUGUUUGUGUUUAUUUUCAACAUGGCCAAGGUGUUGUCUACUCUCUGUUUAUGUCAACUCUUGUCAUACAAAGAAAAGCCAUAUAAACAGUAAGAGGCACAAUAAACUACUUUUGUGAGAUUA
Messenger RNA from Notolabrus celidotus (New Zealand spotty), 6214 nucleotides. Its product is annotated as retinoic acid receptor gamma-A-like. The record is from RefSeq and is a predicted model, not a curated record. NCBI's taxonomy places the organism in Eukaryota, Metazoa, Chordata, Actinopteri, Labriformes, Labridae. Gene Ontology annotation, molecular function: RNA polymerase II cis-regulatory region sequence-specific DNA binding; zinc ion binding; nuclear glucocorticoid receptor binding. Gene Ontology annotation, cellular component: nucleus; transcription regulator complex. Gene Ontology annotation, biological process: retinoic acid receptor signaling pathway; cellular response to corticotropin-releasing hormone stimulus; regulation of transcription by RNA polymerase II.